This is a messenger RNA of Oncorhynchus nerka (sockeye salmon), 4586 nucleotides long. RefSeq lists its product as uncharacterized. Lineage: Eukaryota; Metazoa; Chordata; Actinopteri; Salmoniformes; Salmonidae. The coding region runs from base 2191 to 3015 and encodes 274 amino acids. The transcript is spliced from 3 exons. The record is from RefSeq and is a predicted model, not a curated record.
AACGCUAGCCUAGCUAUUUCCGAAAGAACAAGCUUGUGUAGAGUUAUUAUUGUGCGCGUGCAUUUGAAAUAGCAAGCGCAUAUGCUAGCUAGCCUGCUAUAGUUACUUGAUUGACAACUGAUUCUCAGGACACGAGAUGUGCAAUUUCGCAAUGCCUAUGUACAACCUGACUACACACCCUUCAGAAAGUAUUCAUACCCCUUGAUUUAUUCCAUAUUUGAUGUUACAGCCUGAAUAAAACAUUUUAUUCAAUAGAUUUCCCCUCAUCCAUCUGGACACAAUACCCAAUAGUGGCAAAGUGAAAACAUGUUUUUAGAAUUUAAAAAAAAUCUAUUGAACAUGAAAUACAGAAAUAUCUAAUUUACAUAAGUAUUCACACCCCUGAUUCAAUACUUUGUAGAGGCAAAUUAGGCAACGAUUACAUCUGUGAGGUUUCAUGGGUAAAUCUUACAUUUUCCACACCUGGAUUGUGCAUAAUUUGUCCAUAAUUUGUCCAAAUUGGUUGUUGAUCAUUGCUAGACAACCAUUUUCAGGUCUUGACAUAGAUUUUCAAGUAGAUUUAAGUCAAAACUAAUUUGGCCACUCAGAUACAUUCACUGUCUUGGUAAGCAACUUCAGUGUAGAUUUGGCCUUGUGUUUUAGGUUAUUGUCCUGCUGAAAGGUGAAUUAAUCUCCCAUUGUCUGGUGGUCAAGUCCGCUUUCCAGGUUUUCCUCUAGGAUGUCUGUUGCCUGUACUUCACUUCAUUCUGUUUAUUUUUUAACAUGAAAAACUCAUCAGUCCUUAACGUUUACAAUCAUACCCAUAACAUAACGCAGCCUUCAAGAUGCCAGAAAACAGUACUUUGGGGAGUGGUACUCAGUAAUUUGUUGUAUUGCAUUUGCCCUAUAUCAUAACACUGUAUUCAGGACACAAAAAAAAAGAGUAUUGCCACAUUUUUUUGUAGUAUUACUUUAGUGCCUUGCUGCAAACAGGAUGCAUGUUUUGGAAUAUUUGUUAUUCUGUACAAGCUUCCUUCUUUUCCCUCUGUUAAAUAAGUCAGUAUUGUUUAGUAACUUCAAUGUUGUUGAGCCAUCCUCAGUUUUCUCCUAUCACAGCUAUUAAACUCUGUAACUGUUUGGCCUCAUGGUGAAACCCCUGAGUGUUUUCUCUCCUCUCCGGCAACUGCCUGUGUCUUUGUAGUGUAAAGUGUAUUGAAUGGGAUAUUGAAUGUCUGCUUUUUCCCCCUACCCAUCUACCAAUAGAUGUGAGGCAUUGGUAAACCUCCUUUGUCUUUGUGGUUGAAUCUGUAUUUGAAAUUCACAGGUCAACUGGGGGACCUUACAACUAUCUGUAUGUGUGUGGUACAGAGAUGAGGUAGUCAUCUCAUGCUUUUACUCCUGAACUUAUUUAGGCUUUCCAUAAUAAAGUGGUUGAAUACUUAUUGACUCAAGACAUUUCAGCUUUUCAUUUUUAAUACAUUUGUAAAAAUGUCUAACAUCAUUUGACUUUGACAUUAUGGGGUAUUGUGUGUGUGUGUGUAGGCCAGUGACAAAAAUCUACAUUUAAUCCAAUUUAAAUUCAGACUAACACAAUCAAAUUUGUAGGAAGUCAAGGGGUCUGAAUACUUUCUGAUGGCACUUUAGCUUGCUUUUCAGACAAUAUGCUGAACAAUAGACAAUUCAGUUGUCACAUUACUUUUUUUUUUUUGUGGCACUUGGUUAUCCCUAGCCAAGUAAAACUCAACUCCACUAUGUUGAUGUGAAGUACAUUGUAGAGUUGUGUUUUACUUGGCUAGGUUAUCCCUUAGCAGCAAGUGGCUAGCUAGUCUACAUUUUCAUCUUAUAUUGGGUUAGUGCUAGUCUAGCUGCUGGUAAGUGAAGGGUUAAGUGACAGAUGCCUUAAUAAUACCGACCCAUUCCACAGAUCUCUUCUUCAUUUCAAGUUUCCCAACUUCAGGUUUACAGUGUCAAAUGUUCUUACAACCUGCAACAGCAUUCUGUGCUGCGUGGUUAUUUAUUGCAUAAACUCUUCUUAUUUCUUAGUUGUACAUCCAUUGAAGUCAUAUUAUUACAGCUAACCAUACACAUGAUUUGUCUGAAACAGUUAGACAAUCUAGUAAAACACCUUGCCUAAAUGGUGACAUUACAUCUAUGUAUUUGGCAACUUUUGCAAAUUCUCUGAGCAACAGUUGACUGUACAAAUUGUUAUGGAUGGGGAUACAUUGUGUCUCCCUUCCAGCCAUGACUCUGAGCAUGUCUCCGGCUGCGGUUUGCCAGUGCUUUACUUUGGUGUCCCUGUGCACGUCCAUUGCUGACCCCAACUGGAUCCAGGUCAGGAACAGUACUGACCCCGGAGGAAAACAAAUCAUCUAUGGAGUGGCCUUCACACUGCACGCUGCCCAGAACAUCACUGACACAGGUCCCCUGGGUGGUGUUAACGGCUGGGGGAUGUGGCUGCUCUAUGCCCUGGCGGCUCUGUGCUACACUGCUGUCCUGCUCUCCAGCUCCUCCUUCUUAUUGGACUUCUUGGGGACUGGGAUGUCCCACCCUCGACUGGUGGUGUCACUCCACAUCUCCACUGUUGUUUUCCUAAUGUCCGUGCUGGGAGUGUGUGGGGCUUGCCUGUACGUCAUCAGCGGCAACCUUCAGGAGGGCAAAUUUGGGCUACUGUGGGACUGGGUAGGGGGCUGGACCUGGCCCGGGUCUGGGUCUUGGUCUCCUAGGCCUGGCACCAGAAGCCAAGCAGGGGCAGUGGGGAUGCAGGCUUACCCAGGGGAGAGCUUCUACAUUGCUAUUCUGGGCCUACUUUUUUCCUGCCUGGCUUCCGUGAUCAGCCUGAGUUGCCCGGGGGACCCCACCUCUACCCAGAGUGACUACACAGCCGUGGUGGAAGGGGACGACAGUGACACAGAGCCCCUCACCCCCAGGGAGCAGGGAGUAGGCCAGUCUGACGGAGACAACAGGGGGGAGGAGUGGGCAGGAGAGGUGGUCCCUGAACUGAAUCAGGUGGAGGUGGAUGGAGGUGGAGACUGCUAAAGGGGAUUCUGUUUAUGUGUAGCCCAAAAGGUGAGCUGUGGUUUGGUUUCUACUAGAAUGCGAACCAGGAUCACACAUUGCCUGUAACAGACUAUAUUAGACAGCAGUGCUGGCCCCUUCCCUGGUCAUGUUUUGGUUCCUUUUAAUGCUUCACUUGACCAAGAUAGUAGAAUCCUGUCAGGAGCCAAAAAAGAGAUCCGAUACGUUUUCUAAUGUUCUCUUAAUGUUUGUCUGCCUAAACUUCCUUCUCGGGUCAGUGUGUAUACAGUUGCACAAUAUACAUUUUAAAAAGAAUAACAUCUUUCCCUUGUGGGAGUUUAGGCCCAGAGUCUCCAACUUCACUUGACCAAGGUCAAUAGUUAUUUUGCUUGCUGUGAUUGAAAAAGUGUGCCACAUGUUUAAGCUAUUUCUGUCUGUGUGACCAGGGCAAGUGCGUUAUACAAAUUAUAUGCUCUUUUCAAUAUAGUUGAACACGUGGCGUCACAAGCGUUGACCCUGUUCCCAUUACUGAAAAAUAACCACUGGGGUGUGUUCAGGAUCAGCGAAUGGUUUCAAACAGUUCAAAACCAGAAAAUAUGUUCAAUUGAGCAUAAGUUGAAAUAUAGCCCAUGUUUGUACAAUCACCUAUUCUCUUCUAGUUAUAAAAAUCCCUACAGGAAGGUUUUUUAAAAUGAUUUUUGCAGGUUGUUUUCUAACCUAUGCAUUAUCUUAACUUCUUAAACCCGUUGCACAGUCUUUCAUAGUGACACUUGAAGUUUCCCAAAUGGAGGACAGAAAUCCAAUAGAUUAUUCAUAGAUUUACCUGAAGUGUACUGAAACUAGAGUUUCCUUUGAGAAGUUAAAUUUAAAAAGCCAGUUUGGCUAUUAUUGCCACUAGCUUUUAUCACUUUUAAUUGAUGCACUAUUUAUUAAUGCAUGGAUGUUUACUACUAUAGGAAGAAUUGAGGGGGAUAUGACAGCUUUCCUUUCCACAACAGGUAGUGUAAAUACAUGGCUCUUGCCUUUUAUAUGACUUGAUAUACUAAUGAUAUUAAAAUAUGAUGUAUUGAAUAUUUUAUGUAUUCGAAUGUUUCUGAUUUCAUAAAAUGUUGACACUGCUAUUGGUUACUAGAUAAUACAUAUCACUGUGAAAAUAUAUUCCAGUUUGGCAUCUUUAGAUGGUUACAUUACAGCACAAACCACUCUAUAAAGCAGGGUUAUCCUGCUUAAAGGCAAUCAAAAAAACAAGCUCCUUGAUGGUGUUUGGAUGCAGAUGAUGGUAGGACCAUGGAUAUUGGCUUAAUUAAUUAAGAUAGCUAAGAGCCUGCCUAGAAUCAGGUUUUCCUUACCCACUUGUUUCCUGGACACAGAUUAAGCCUAAUCCUGGAUUGGGAAACAUGUUCAAUCGAGAUUCUCUUUUUAUUUCAAGACCAGGCUUAAUCUGUGUCCGGGAAACUAUCCCUCAAUCUCUUCCUCAGGUACAUAGGAAGACAUUCCUUCUCUUAUUCCAGGGUCACAGUCCCAUCUCUAUGAAUCAGACUGUUCAUUGUGAUUGUUUGUUAUGUUAUUUAUUCAUUAAACUGUUUAAGUGA